Molecule: messenger RNA, 303 nt
Organism: Cricetulus griseus (Chinese hamster)
Lineage: Eukaryota; Metazoa; Chordata; Mammalia; Rodentia; Cricetidae
Source: RefSeq, a predicted model, not a curated record
AAAAAGAACUCCCCUUGCCACAUAAUAAUCAAAACACCAGACCUGUACUGCUGUGCAUGCAUUCAUGAGGCCGCCUGCUCCUUUCCAUCCUGCCGAGCCCACCGAAGAGUCGCCAUGAGCAAGACCCACCCUCCUGAACUGAAGAAAUUUAUGGACAAGAAAUUAUCAUUGAAGUUAAAUGGUGGCAGACACAUACAAGGAAUACUACGGGGCUUUGAUCCCUUUAUGAAUCUUGUGAUUGACGAGUGUGUGGAGAUGGCAACUAGUGGACAACAGAAUAACAUCAGCAUGGUGGUCAUUUGA